CUGAAGCAAUCUGCUCACCUCAGCCUCCCAAAGUGCUGAGAUUACAGGCGCGAGCCACUACGCCCAGUCACAAAAUUCUUUAAAGAAGCCAAUCCCAUCCUCCCUCAGGAACAAAGGAGCCACCUCACCCUCUUGUUACAGCAGAUCCUGCCUCCCACAGUCACCCUUCUCCCAAGAGCAAUCUCCAUCUGACCCUGCAUGGUGCGUGGUGCCCUCCUGCCUCAGGCCGCGAAGAAGGAUCUAAGGGCUUGGCUUGUUUGAAAGAAGCAGACCCCCUAACGUCACAUCUUUAGGGAAAGUGAUACAAGAGCUUCUGCACCUCCUGAUAGAGGAAGUCCAAAGGGUGUACACACACAAUGGUGCCUGAAGAAGAGCCUCAAGACCGAGAGAAAGGAGUCUGGUGGUUCCAGUUGAAGGUCUGGUCUGUGGCAGUCGUAUCUAUCUUGCUCCUCUGUGUCUGUUUCACUGUGAGUUCUGUGGCAAGUCACAAUUUUAUGUAUAGCAAAACUGUCAAGCGGCUGUCCAAGUUACAAGAGUAUCAACAGUAUUAUCCAAGCCUGACCUGCGUCAUGGAAGGAAAGGACAUGGAAGAUUGGAGCUGCUGCCCAACCCCUUGGACGUCAUUUCAGUCUAGUUGCUACUUUAUUUCUACCGUGAUGCAGUCUUGGACUGAGAGUCAAAAUAACUGUUCUGUGAUGGGGGCUGAUCUGGUGGUGAUCAACACCAAGGAAGAGCAGGAUUUCAUCACUCAGAAUCUGAAAAUAAAUUCUGCUUAUUUUCUGGGGCUGUCAGAUCCAAAGGGUUGGCGACAUUGGCAAUGGGUUGAUCAGACACCAUACAAUAAAAAUGUCACGUGA
This is a messenger RNA of Cercocebus atys (sooty mangabey), 857 nucleotides long. RefSeq names its product C-type lectin domain family 4, member C (gene CLEC4C). NCBI's taxonomy places the organism in Eukaryota, Metazoa, Chordata, Mammalia, Primates, Cercopithecidae. The transcript is spliced from 6 exons. Bases 357 to 857 code for a protein of 166 amino acids. The record is from RefSeq and is a predicted model, not a curated record.